Mercenaria mercenaria is the source of this 5671-nucleotide messenger RNA. RefSeq names its product transmembrane 9 superfamily member 3-like. NCBI's taxonomy places the organism in Eukaryota, Metazoa, Mollusca, Bivalvia, Venerida, Veneridae. The record is from RefSeq and is a predicted model, not a curated record. Gene Ontology annotation, biological process: protein localization to membrane. Gene Ontology annotation, cellular component: membrane. The transcript is spliced from 15 exons. Bases 122 to 1864 code for a protein of 580 amino acids.
UUCUGACGUGGCUAAUGGAGGGCUACCAUUUUCUUGCAAUUGACAUAGCGUAGUGAUAGUAAAUCCAGCUCCAUCGGCGUAAAAUAUAUUCCAUUUUUCUUGGAAGUUGUAAGAUUUGAAGAUGAAAUUCGUAGCUAUAUGCAUCGUUCUUCUGUAUUCGGCAGAAGUUGCGCAUACGGAUGAACACAAUCAUAUUUAUGAAGAUGCAGAAGAGGUUGUGUUGUGGAUGAACACGGUAGGGCCAUAUCAUAACAGACAGGAAACAUAUUCUUAUUUCUCCCUGCCAUUCUGUGCUGGACCAAAAGAGAGCAUAAGUCACUACCAUGAGACACUUGGGGAGGCCCUGCAGGGGACAGAACUCGAGUUCAGUGGUUUGGAUAUUGAUUACAAAAGUGAUCAGAAGCAAACAAAAUACUGCACAGUGAAGCUGACAGAGGAGAAUUACAAAGAUUUUGUGUAUGCUGUGAAGAAUCAUUACUGGUACCAGAUGUACAUUGAUGAUUUACCAAUUUGGGGUAUUGUUGGAGAGAUUAGCGAGGAUGGGAAAGAUUAUUUCAUCUGGACCCAUAAAAAGUUUGAUAUUGGAUUCAAUGGCAAACAAAUUGUUGAUGUAAAUCUUACAAGUGACAAUAAAGUGAAGCUGGAAAUUGGAGCAGAUAUUGGUUUCUCAUAUGAGCUUAAAUGGCAUCCAUCUAAAGUGAAGUUUGAGGACAGAUUUGACAAAUAUCUGGAUCCAAAUUUCUUCCAACACAGAAUUCAUUGGUUCAGCAUCUUCAAUUCGUUUAUGAUGGUUAUAUUCCUGGUUGGCCUUGUCUCUAUGAUUCUGAUGAGGACUUUGAGAAAGGACUACGCCAGAUACAGCAAGGAAGACGACAUGGAUGAUAUGGAAAAAGAUUUGGGAGAUGAGUAUGGCUGGAAACAAGUUCAUGGAGAUGUAUUCCGGCCUGCUACACAGCCUAUGUUGUUCUCAGCUCUGAUAGGGACCGGGUACCAUAUAACAGUUGUCUCCCUUUGUGUUAUUCUGUUUGCUAUUAUGGGAGAACUGUACACAGAACGAGGGUCAUUAUUGAGUACAGCUAUAUUUGUUUAUGCAGCAACAUCACCAGUAAAUGGCUACUUUGGGGGAAGCCUGUAUGCACGAAUGGGAGGUAAAGUUUGGAUAAAGCAGAUGUUAUUGAGUGCCUUCUUGUUGCCAAGUCUAGUGUGUGGUACAGCAUUCUUUAUCAACUUCAUAGCUAUCUACUACCAUGCUUCAAGAGCUAUACCUUUUGGAACUAUGGUAGCUGUAACAUGUAUAUGUAUAUUUGUGAUAUUGCCAUUGAACCUGGUUGGUACAGUACUAGGACGUAACUUGUCAGGCCAACCAGAUUAUCCAUGUAGAAUUAAUGCGGUUCCACGUCCUAUACCAGAGAAAAAAUGGUUUAUGGAACCAAGUGUUAUCAUUGUGCUAGGAGGUGUAUUGCCAUUUGGCUCUAUCUUCAUUGAAAUGUAUUUCAUUUUCACAUCAUUCUGGGCGUACAAGAUCUACUAUGUGUACGGAUUCAUGCUUCUAGUAUUCCUUAUCUUAGCCGUGGUAACCGUGUGUGUGACCAUAGUGUGUACGUACUUCCUUCUCAAUGCAGAAGACUACCGCUGGCAGUGGACGAGUUUCCUGUCAGCAGCAUCCACAGCUGGUUAUGUGUAUCUCUACUCAUUUUACUACUUCUUCUUUAAAACAAAAAUGUAUGGGUUGUUCCAGACAAUGUUUUACUUUGGUUAUAUGGCCUUAUUCAGUUUAGCCCUUGGAAUCAUGUGUGGAACUCUUGGCUACCAGGGUACCAGUGCAUUUGUGAGGAAAAUCUACUCGACAGUGAAGAUAGAUUAAAAAAAUGUGCAUAUCUUAAUGUGAUAAAAGAUGACUGUGUAAAGACAUUAUUUGCCGUAAGGGUGAUAGGUAGUCAAUACUGUGGGAGAAAGACCUAGCAUGUCCAGACAUUGUUAAACAAUGCAACAGGGGAAGUAACUAGGCUGGUGUUGCCUAAUUCUGCAAACUUAAGCAGUUUUAUUCUAUGUUUUUGUGUAUCUCAGUAGAAAGACUUUGAUCCAUUUUUUUGUCCAGUAUCAUAAUUUCGUUAACUGUUAGGCUAGCUGGUGAAAUGGAAUGGAACCUUAAGUUUGUUAGUAUUAUAUAUAGCAUUGCUUGUGUAAUUAUGUAUUAAACAAGCGGUUAGUUAAAGUACGUAGAUUGCUUAUUUGUUAAGAAAGAUGUGGUGAACUGUGUGUUGCAGGAUGCCAAAUCUGGCUACGGGGUUUUCUUGAUGGUUUACAUUCAAGAAUAGAGAGAAAAACGACUAACUUCCAUGGAAACAUUAGUUUUUUUUUGUGAGAUGGGCAUAUUUCAACCACACAAGUAGUCAAGCAGAGUAAUUUAAACAUUUCUUUCUGGGGGGAAAACAUGCAUGCAUAUUUAAGAGUUUUUUUUACUCUACCUGCAUAAUAUUUGUAACGCUAAAAGUAUAUAGGUUAAAGACCUUCUAAUGAAAUCAAGUUUUGCUGUAACAGAGCGCAGCCAUGUGAAAGCAAUAACUUAAUUGAUAAGGUCAGUAAAUGAUCUAUAACUUAUUUAUAGUUAAAUAGGUCAAUCUGAAAGUAACCAGUAGCAACCCCAAUAUUUGCCCUUUAAUCUACUUAAUGGUUUCACUUAAUAGGUACUACAUAAUCUGACAUAAUAAAUCAGGAAGUGUGACAGAAAAUUGAAAAUGUCUGAUGUUAUUAUAAGAAGGCAGUAUUCCAUGCAUACACUGUUGCCUCUGUACACCAUUGUCCAUAUUCUAAAUAAUUUGCAAUACCAAUUGAUUAUUCUGAAAUUUUGCUGGGCUUUCUGAUUUUCUUUGCAGUAUGUGUUAAUCUGACAAUGUCACUGAAUUUCAGAUUUAAACAGAGUGUAUUACAUGAGUGUCUUUUCAUAUUGAAUUUAUCAAACAAGUUGAAUGAAAUACUAAAAUGCGAGGCUAUGCCAAGCAUUUCAUCAAUUUUAUUAGACGAGUUUGAUAAUAUUUUAUGUGGAAAGACGCAAAUGUAAUAUUCUUUUAAUCACAUACGAGCUUUUCCUGCUUAAACAUCAAAAUUUCGUCUUUCUUUAGGUAUUAUAGACAACAUCAUUUCGACCAACGCUCUGUUACUUAAAUGACAUCGGCAUCGCAGCUUUAUUACACUUCAGUAAUACCAAACUUAUAACAAUGGCUUUAUUUCACUCCCACGACCUCAAACAUGACAAAAGAUAAUUAAGUGAGCCAACUGUAUGGCAGUUAUAAAAAAUGUUGAAUUUUGAAAGUAUAUGUUAGUGUAAGCAAAUGAGCCGUGCCAUGAGAAAACCAACAUAGUGGGUUUUUAUGACCAGAAUGGAUCCAGACCAGCCUGCGCAUCCGCGCAGUCUGGUCAGGAUCCUUGCUGUUCGCUUUUAAAGCCUACUGCAAUUAGAGAAAAGUUAGCAAACAGCAUGGAUCCUGACCAGACUGCGCGGAUGCGCAGGCUGGUCUGGAUCCAUGCUGGUCGCAAAGCCUAUAUGUUGGUUUUCCCUUGGCGCGACUCAAAUAUUUUUAUCACUGCUGACAUGUAAUUUUUAGUUGCAGUAUUUUCAUUUGGAGGAUAUGUAUUUCCAGUGUUAAGUGCAAAACUGUUCUAAACUCUUCUGCAUUUGAUAUCAAGUUAGGACAGUAUUGUGUCUGAUCCUCAAUUUAGAAGGAAACUAUCACCUAUUUGUCAGACGUUUUCUUUAUAUAUAAUUGUGAAAGUAUGUAAUAGAUGUUAAAUGUAGCACUCUGGUUUGAAAGUAUUUAAUGAAUGUAUAAUUCAGCAUUUAUCUAGAAAUCAGGGGUUGGAUGGAAAACUGUGGUAACUCUUAAUAAAUAAAGAAGUUACAACAGUUUUGUAUUUAACCCUGGAAAGUGUAAAUGUUAUAUUUAGUAAAUGAUUAAUGUGAGUGAUGAUGGUAUACACGUAUUUAUGUAAAUUGCUGUUAAAGUUAUUUAUUAAGAAUUUUAUUUCUGUAUCUGUAAAUAUGUAUAUAGUGUAUAUAUAUAUAUAUAAAGGAUUCGUAAAAUCAUUUAAUAGUGUUUGAAUGAAUGUGUAGCAGGUAACAAAAUGGUCUUGUGAAAAAAGUUCCCGACUAAAGAACAUAUUUAUUUAAAAAAAAGAGUUGCUUUGAGGGAGAAAGUUACAUCAAAAACAUGUUUAUAAAUUUGAGUCUGAAAUAUUUUAAAUUUUGUUCUUUGAAAUUCUGUAUUGCAAAUCUGUAAAUAUUUCACUCAAUUUAAAGUGUGCUUUCAAGCUAAGUAUUACAUUGAAAUCCUGCAUUGUGUAAUUCAUACUAGUUAAAUUAAGAGAUGCUGCAAGUUCUCACUUGUAUGGGUAGAGGAUUUCAGUAAUCCGGUGGUGUGCCAGAAUUCAAAACGUUGCAAGUUGUUCUCGCAGUUCAGAUGUACAUGUUCAAAAUGUGUUUGUGAAAGCAAAAUCUGAAGUUUUAAAGAUGUAGAUUUUCAUGUAAAGGAGCAUUUUAUGUUAAAAAAGAAGUACCAUACAUAUUUUAGCAGACACGUGUUGUUAUUUAGGGGCAUUCACUUUGCAUACUCAUACAAAUUCAUGAUGGUUAUAUGUCAGAAAAAAUAUAUAUACAUGUAUAUGCCAAAGUAAACUGCUCCUAUUUUAAAAGACAGUGAUAUUCACAAAAAGCUGUUUUGUUGACAUAGUUCGUAAUAUCAUAAGCAGUUCCAUUUUUCACUUUAGAUGUGUCUGAAGUGGUAUGUCAACAAUUAGCAAAACUUGGUGCAUGUAUUUUAAAUCCAUUCUGUUGUUCAUGUGAUUUUAAAUGUGGUGGGGAAUAUAAAAGUGAGUAUAUCUUUAAACACUGCAGUAAAGCACAAAGUAUAGCCUGUUGUAUAUUUCUGGGAUGUAUUGCCUUGUUGCCUCAAAUCAUUGUGAAGACCAGCCCACACAUUUUGCUUUAACCAGUUGCAUUGGCAUGUUUUUUAUAACAUUGGAUAUUUAAGUAUUUUGAUAUAGGGAAUUUCUUUCAUCUAUUGACUAUUCUAUACAAAGGAUAUUGUUUGGCGUUUAAGAGGGUAUCGAACACUAUAAACUGUAAAAAAAAAAAUCUUUCUUUUUUCUUUUUUUUUAAUAAAAAGCCUUGAAAGUGACAAAUAAUUAUCAACUGCUGAUGUAUAGCAGUGAAUAGUUAAAAAAUAAAAUGUCCUAUGUCUUGUAGAUAUACUGUACUACAUGUAUUCCUUAAAUUAGUAUAUGACAUCAAAUGUAAAGUAGUUGAGACAUUCCAAUCAUUUUUUCGUUAGUCUUUUCAUUGUAUUACACUGGGUGCAUACAUGUUGUUUAGUCAUUCUCAAGUUAGACAUUUUAUCAUACAUUUAUUUCCCCUCCCCAAGUUUGUAUAUAGGUACAAGAAAUCAUAUAUCCCUGUAUUGUACAUGAAUUUCAUUUUAAUAUAUUUUCGCACACUAAGGUGGCGAAAUUUGGGGUCCUGCUUAUGGAAAUAGUUUUUGCUUUUUUGAUGAUGUUUUAAAUGAUUGCACUAAUGUGUGGCAUCAUUUGUAUCUUAUGACAUUUGAUGUAUUGUAUUUCUCUCGGAAUUGAAGAGGAGAUCUUAUUAUUAUGAAAGUAAUAAAAACAUAAAACACCA